UCUGGUCCCCACUGUUCCUACCUUAGACCUGGUCAUUUGUAUCUCUCUUGCCAUGUCUUGCCGCUCCUUUCAGAUGGGCUCCAGAUGUGGCAACCGGAGUUUCAGUUCCUGUUCUGCUGUUAUUCCUCGAACAGUGACUUAUUCCUCCAUGAAUAAGGGGCCAUACAAGGUAGGGGGCACAGGCACCCUCCGAUGGCUGGGCUGCUUUGGCUCCAGAAGCCUGUGCAACGUGGGCUGUGGGAAGCCCCGGAUUGCCUCCAGGUGCAGCUUGCCCAGCUUUGGCUACCGGGUUGGGGCAGCCUGUGGACCUCCCCCCUGCAUCACCCCAGUCACGGUCAACGAGAGCCUGCUAAUCCCUCUGGAGCUGGAUAUAGACCCUAGUGUGCAGCAACUGAAGAGGAAUGAGAAGGAACAGAUCAAAUGUCUCAAUAAUCGGUUUGCUUCAUUCAUCAAUAAGGUGCGCUUCCUAGAACAACAGAACAAGCUGUUGGAGACCAAAUGGAACUUUCUGCAGCAACAGAAAUGUUGCAAAAGCAACAUCGAGCCCAUCUUUGAUACCUACAUCAGCACUUUGCAGAAGCAGUUGGAUUGUGUGGCAGGUGACCGGGUGCGACUAGAGGCAGAGCUCAAUGGUUUGCAGGAUGUGCUGGAAAGCUACAAGAGAAAAUAUGAGGAAGAACUAUCCCUGCGACCCUGUGCAGAGAAUGAAUUUGUAGCCUUGAAAAAGGAUGUAGAUACAGCCUUUCUGAUUAAAGCUGACUUGGAGACCAAUGUUGAAGCCCUGCUUCAGGAGAUCAACUUUCUGAGAAACUUAUAUGAGGAGGAGAUCUGCCUGCUCCAAUCUCAGAUCUCUGAAACCUCAGUCAUUGUGAAGAUGGACAACAGCCGGAACCUGGAUGUGGAAGGCAUCAUUGGCGAGAUUAAGGCUCAAUAUGAUGACAUUGCUAGCCGGAGCAAGGCUGAGGCUGAAGCCUGGUACCAAUGCCGGUAUGAAGAACUAAGACUGACAGCUGGAAACCACUGUGAAAACCUACGGAACAGCAAGAAUGAGAUCCUGGAAAUGAAUCGACUAAUCCAAAGACUACAGCAAGAAAUUGAGAAUGCUAAAGCUCAGCGCUGCAAACUCGAAGGUGCCAUAACUGAUGCUGAGCAGCAGGGUGAGGCUGCCCUGAACGAUGCCAAGUGCAAGCUGGCAGGGCUGGAGGAGGCUCUGCAAAAGGCCAAACAGGACAUGGCGUGCCUGCUGAAGGAGUAUCAGCAGGUGAUGAAUUCCAAGUUGGGACUGGAUAUCGAGAUCGCCACCUAUAGGAGGCUGCUAGAAGGAGAGGAGCACAGGCUAUGUGAAGGUGUUGGACCCGUGAAUAUAUCUGUCAGCAGUUCUAAAGGUGCCAUCCUGUAUGAACCCUGCAUGGUGAGAACAGAGUUCUGCCCUGGGAGCUCAAGCGGCAUUCGGAGCAGUGGGGGCUGCAGCUCAGGCGCCAUGGGGAGUAGCAUUGUGGUGGGCACUGGCGAGCUCUAUGUUCCCUGUGCCCCUCAGGGUGGGUUCAGUUGUGGGAGUGGGCGGAACUCAAACAUCAAGCUGGUGUCUGGUGGCUCAUCUAACCAUAAAUGCUAACAUACUGUGAUCUGGCUAGGAAACUCCUCGGGUCUUCUCAGCCCUGCAUUCCCAAUCAGCUUCCAGCAUAAUUACAAGCUCCUAAACACCUUUCUGCAUUGCCCUUGUGUGUUUUAUUUUUUUAUUGUAAACGUGUCUUUUUUUUUAAUCAACAAGCAUUUUUUUCUCUUUUGCACUAUCACCACCAAUACCACAAAAGAAAAAGAAAAUUCUCUUAACAAAUAUGCAUAGUCAAACAAAACCUAUUCCAACACUAGAUCUGUCCAAAAUGCAUUUCAUUCUUGAGUCCAUUUUCUCUGCAUCAGGAAGUGGGUAGCAUACUUCUCAUUGAUUUUCUGGAGUCACAGCUGGUCGUUUCUUUAAUAAGAUUGUUCCUUAGUCUCUCAAAGCCAUUUUUUUUAAACAAUGUGAUUGCUGUUGCUCAAUUACAUAUGAUGCGUCAUGACCCUCUUUGGGAUUUUCUUGGCAAAGAUCCUGGGGUGCUUUGCCAUUUCCUUCUCCAGUUCAUUUUAUAGAUGAAGAAACUGAGACAGAGUUAAGUGACUUGUCCAGAUUCACACAGCUAGUGGCCAUAUUUGAAUUCACAAAGAGAGGUCUUUUUUACUUCAGUCCCAGUACUCCAUUCACUUUGUCCCCACCUGUAAUUGCAAUUGAACGAGUUGUUCUCCUGCUUUUUCUCCCUUCAUUUUAUACAGUUGAUACAAAUUUUCCCAAGUUUCUCUGAAACCGACCAUUUCAUAACAUAUUUUUGGUGGUACAAUAGUGUAUUUUCAUUUGAAACUACUCUUCAUUGUAACGAAAAUUUCCAAUUCUCCAUAUAAUGCUGUGUAUUUAUUUCUCUGUAUUGUGCUAGAUAUUGUUGUAGGAAUAAGGGUGAAAAGAGAGGAUUGAUGAUAUCUGAAGAACAUUAAGGCACAGACUCAACUUUCAAAGAGCUGACACUAACCAGACAACUAGUUAAAUAAACAAAAGAUGGUGUAAAAAUAGCAAAUAGACUCUUCAAUCUUAU
Molecule: messenger RNA, 2624 nt
Organism: Sarcophilus harrisii (Tasmanian devil)
Lineage: Eukaryota; Metazoa; Chordata; Mammalia; Dasyuromorphia; Dasyuridae
Gene: KRT82
Product: keratin 82
Exons: 9
Coding region: 53-1615 (520 amino acids)
Biological process (GO): intermediate filament organization; keratinization
Cellular component (GO): keratin filament
Molecular function (GO): structural constituent of skin epidermis
Source: RefSeq, a predicted model, not a curated record